AUGAGCCGCGUCCAGCCCGCAGGUCCGUGGCAGUACGAUCUCGACGCUGCAUCUCGUCUCUGGUCGCAACGAAAGGUGGCUAUCGCAGGACUCGUUUACCUCUGGUCGGCCAUGGCCAUUGGCGCCUACUACCUCGUUCUCCUCUCGCGCAGCUUUGCCAACGACCUCUGGUGGCCGAGCUUCAACACAACGGGGUACCAGCUCUUUCUCGUCGAUGCCAUCAACCAUGCCUUGGAGCAGCGUCUCUCGGGUGUCGUGGACCUCACGCAGCUGGUCAUGCCCAAGUCCUAUGGCGCAACGCAGCUGCCAGUGCCCCACCCGACCCGCGCGCGGGCUCUCUUACUUACUGAGCUCACAUCCAUCGAGUAUGCGAUCCUGAACAUUCGCAACAUGAGCGCUGAUCAAUCCAUGAUGCUACCCACGCUCUUCUGCUAUGUGGACUUUGGUCAGCGCUGGGAGCUCGCCCACACAGUCGCUCGCCAGACACGGUGCAAGGAGCGAUACCACUUCAACGGCGCCAUCUAUCUGGACAGCCUCGUGCGUCAUUCAACCAACUACAUUAUGGAGGCGCAGUGCAUCUACGCUACGACACCUGGCUUUGAAGGAUUCGUCGGCCUUAGUGACGAUCGCGGCCGCUUUGUCCAACAAACGGGACUCGUGCGCGACGCCAUCGGACCGUUUUUGUCCGUCGACCUCUUUCAACGCGUGCUUUACCAAGCGGUGCAAGCCAACGCCACAGCCGCUCGCGAAUAUGAACAGCUCCCAGCACUCUCGGCGCGACCACUACCAGCGACGUGGGAUGCGGACGAGUACCUCUAUUACGGUGGCAACCCCAUGUGCUUGAGCGGAAUCGGGCGCACCUACGUGCAGUCUGCCUUUACGUUUGGCGACGCAUGCAGUCAGCCAUCGUCGGCAACCAUGGUAGCCCAGCCAUCCGCCCUUCUCUUUGCUCUGAGCUUGAGCGGACCCAGCGUAUCACCGACGGAUAUCUGCAUCUCCGUGGUCUCAGCCAGCGACGAUUGCAUUCGUCAAGUGACCAAAGCCAUCGACCUCACAACGUCUCUGAGCUUGACCAACGAGACGCUCUCAUCCGCACUGACCGCUGAGAUCAGCGACAUGCAAGUGAGUCUCAUGCAGUUUGCCUCGGAUCAGAACGGCUCCGAGUGGACACUGCUCACAGCACCCAUCUUGCACGACGGCCAUCCGCUUGGCUGGGUCUACGCCUACGAGUGGGCCACCGGUGUGCGGGAAGUCGUCUCGUUUGAAGGCGACAAUGACACGCUUGUGCUGAUCUCCGACGCCUAUCAGAGCAUUGGGACCCAAGACCCGAACACGGCGCCGCUGAGCCAAGCGUCCACAAUCGUCUUCUACAUGCUGCUCUACUCGUCCGUGGUCUUGGUCGUGAUUGCUGUAGCGUGCACAGUGCUGGCUGUACGCUCCCGCUUGGCGUUUGCGGGUCAGAACUUGUUUGUGUUUCAUCGCGUGGCUGCGUCGACGUGGCUCGGGCGACCGCUGAUGUUUCUUCGUGGCGCCUGCGCGCUGUUGCUUCUUAGCACCGCCCCCGUGACACUGACGCAAACCAAUGGGAUCUCGGCGCUUGCAAGCUCGGGCCGUCCGUUCUAUGCAACAAUCGUGCUGGCAGGCGAAGCCAACUGGAUCAUGUACGUCAUGUACGAGUGCCAGCUCGUGUUUCAUCCCGAUGGCUCGAUGGGUGCGGCGGCCGUCGUCUGGUGCAUCUACAGCCUUCUUGAUGUGCUUGCACCGGUCACCAUAGCCGCCACGCUAGAGCGCAAUUGCUACAGCACCGAGUACUUCUACACGCUGAUGUGCACGAAUGGCUCCAUCUCAAUUGGCAGCUCGCAGCGUCUCUACGUUCUGCUCGGUAUCCAAGGCGCUAGCCUUCUUAUCGCGAUCUGCUGGCGACAUCAUCGCACACGAGUCGACUGUCGACGCCCGAUCACCGUUCUUUUCUCUGGUGUCGCGAACGCACUGCUCCAUCACGAGCUCGAUGACAUCGGCUACGUCCUUACGGGCUGAUUCCGCUGCAGCACGGUCGCGUCUUCUUUGACGUCAAGCUUUGGGUUGCAGUGCAUGUGGCUCAAGCGCCUGUAGCAUCGGCCAUCGUUGCAGCUGAGCCAGUGCGCAAGCCAUCGAUGUCG
Saprolegnia parasitica CBS 223.65 is the source of this 2159-nucleotide messenger RNA. RefSeq lists its product as hypothetical. The transcript has 3 exons. The record is from RefSeq and is a predicted model, not a curated record. Bases 1 to 2037 code for a protein of 678 amino acids. NCBI's taxonomy places the organism in Eukaryota, Oomycota, Saprolegniomycetes, Saprolegniales, Saprolegniaceae.